This is a messenger RNA of Clarias gariepinus (North African catfish), 866 nucleotides long. RefSeq names its product retinol binding protein 4, plasma (gene rbp4). The record is from RefSeq and is a predicted model, not a curated record. The transcript is spliced from 6 exons. Gene Ontology annotation, biological process: retinol transport. The coding region runs from base 102 to 677 and encodes 191 amino acids. NCBI's taxonomy places the organism in Eukaryota, Metazoa, Chordata, Actinopteri, Siluriformes, Clariidae. Gene Ontology annotation, molecular function: retinol transmembrane transporter activity; retinol binding.
GGGAUUGCGAAAUUGUACUCAGAGCUUAUAUAAGCUCAGUCUGUAACAGUGUUGCACUGAUACCUUGCCACUGCGUCUCAUAAGGUCCUACAGACAGCAACAUGCUGAGGCUCACUUUUGCUCUUUGUGUCCUGGCCAUAGGCUGGGCACAGGACUGUCAAGUUAGCGACAUCCCAGUAAAAAAGGACUUUGACAAGUACAAGUUCCAAGGAACAUGGUACGCUGUAGCCAAAAAAGACCCGUCAGGACUUUUCCUUCUGGAUAACGUUGUUGCCAAUUAUGCUGUGGAGGAAGAUGGCAGAAUGACAGCCACUGCUUACGGCAGAGUCGUCAUUCUGAACAACUGGGAGACAUGUGCCAACAUGUUUGCCUCUUUUGAUGAAUCCCCAGACCCUGCAAAGUUCAAGCUAAAAUACUGGGGUGCUGCUUCAUAUCUCCAGAGUGGAUAUGACGACCACUGGGUCGUUGAUACCGAUUAUGACAACUACGCUGUGCAUUAUGCGUGCAGAGUGGUGGACACAGAUGGCACCUGCUUGGAUGGCUACUCCUUCAUCUUCUCCCGCCAUCCGACCGGUUUGAGACCUGAGGACCAAGUGAUUGUGACGCAGAAGAAGAAAGAGCUCUGUCUUCUAGGCAAAUACAGACGUGUUCCUCACACUGGUUUCUGUAGUGUCUGAUUGCAUCCUGCUCAAGGAUUACUAAUAGCCUUUACCUUUUCUCCAUGUGUAAAUAAAAAUCUAUAUUAACCUGAAUAUAAUUCAUUAUCCACAAUAGAAGCAUAAUCAUUGAGAUUAUUGUAUGACUCUUCUACUAUUGUUGUUUUAUUAUGUAACUGGAACUUUAUAAAAUAAAAUGUUCAUACUGGA